UAAGACGUUAUCACAAAAUGUUAGAACAUAGAAUAAUAGUGUUUCUUAUGUUUAAAUAAUAAUUUAUGAAAAGCAGUGAAAAAAAAGAGCCAGGCAAAGGUACUGGAAUUAUCUACAUACCUGCUUGACUGCAUACUUUCAGUGGGCUUGGCGAAAGAAAAUGAUUAAAUAGUACGGCAGUAGAAAUACUUCGUUUGAAAGGACGUUUUCAAUUAUUAUUUAAGGAGGGCUCAGCGAGUAAAUGGAAUCCCUUCGGUAUUUUAUCUGGCUAAUGGAAAGUUUUCUGUAGUCUUUUUGCGGCGACCAUUGAAAAUUCUUGUGAAAAUGCUGAGAAUGAUUUUUGUUUCCACAACUUUAUACGAAAAAUCGCUAGGUCAAAGUUAUAUGCUGAAUAUUUUCCCAAAUACUUUGUAUGAUGAUGUUCUAAUAUUCCAAAAAGUUCAAGAAAUUCAAAAAUUCAACUCACGAGGCAAUUCACGCAGCACACCGUAUCGUUCAUCGAAGAAGGAAUACCGGUCCGCCACAGUUUCGGCACUGAGGAUCAUCAAAAAUAGAAGCUCCCCUUACAGCAUCUUUGUAGGAGAAGUGAUGUCCGAAGCAGUACGGCAACAUAAUCUCUUGUUGGGGACACACUCGCGAUGAUUCAAACCACGUGCCUUUAUCCUGGGAAAUUUUAUGGUGCUGGAAAUUCUAUUUGGAUGAACUUAUACAUAUAAAUAAAGCAAGCACACCUUUCCCAUCCCCAUCAGUAUCUCGUCCACGGAGUAAACUUUUUUCUUCUAGCCAAGAUAAUGGUAACGGUAAUGGUAAAUGUAAAAAAAAUGGGAAUGUCCUUUAUGUCUUCAUUCAAUAUUAUAUAUAAGGAGGAACUAAGGGGAGGAAGUCCUCAAACUACUUCAGAUUAUUCAGUCAUCAUUAUUCCAGCCUUCAAUACAUGUUAAAACAAAAAUUAUUACAAAAAAAAAUUAAAAUAAAGAUAACUAAAAUGUAAAACUUACAAGAAAAGAAUAAAAUAAAAUAAAAAUCAUAAAAAAAAAGAAGAAGAAGAAAAGAAA
Molecule: messenger RNA, 1055 nt
Organism: Hermetia illucens (black soldier fly)
Lineage: Eukaryota; Metazoa; Arthropoda; Insecta; Diptera; Stratiomyidae
Exons: 2
Coding region: 325-642 (105 amino acids)
Source: RefSeq, a predicted model, not a curated record